Diatraea saccharalis (sugarcane borer) is the source of this 1181-nucleotide messenger RNA. The record is from the annotation of a GenBank genome assembly. NCBI's taxonomy places the organism in Eukaryota, Metazoa, Arthropoda, Insecta, Lepidoptera, Crambidae.
ACUAUCUACAUAAAUCCACUCACACCUCUAUACGCGUAACACGUACACAGUUCCAGAUCUAUUGAUUUGUCAAUGAUAGAACUGUACUUUUUUUAUUGUGUUAACUAAAAUACUGUCGAAGUCAGGAGUAAAGUAUAACUGAAAUAACAUAGUAAGCCAUUAUAUCUGAACAUGGAAGGCACGUAGUAUGACCCAUAUUCAUAAUCAUUCGACACUGUACAUAUCGCGCAGCUGCAAGAGGAGAAGAUUGCAGCCAUAGAAGAGAAGCUGGAGCUGUCUACGCAGAAGCUGGCGCAGAUGUCCUCGCUGCCCGAGAUGGAGGAACAGCUCAAGGCGCGUAUGGAAGCCCUCAACCAGGCUCAAGAGAGGCACGGCUCGGCCGAGGACCGCAUCCAGCGGCUCGAGGCCAACGUCGAGGAGAAGAACGCCGAGCUCAUGCGCCUCAACCAGCGGCUGCGGAUGAACGAGGAGCACAACACGCGCCUCUCCGCCACCGUCGACAAGCUGCUGUCCGAGUCCAACGAUAGGUUACAAGUCCACCUAAAAGAACGCAUGCACGCGUUAGACGAGAAGAACGCAUUAACUCAGGAGUUGGACAAGACGCGCAAGUAUGCGGACGAGCUCAUGGCGGAGAAACAGGACAUCCUCAAGGAACUAGCCAAGUGGCGCAUGGAGACUGAACAGUUGAAGCGCCAAAUGCUGGAGCAGGAGAUCGCGUUCAACAUCCAGCAGACGGACGCGCUCACGCGCUCGCUGUCGCCCGCGCACGCGCCGCGCACGCCCUCCGCGCUCUACCAGCCCAAGCUGGACGGGUCUUGGGAGAAAUUGCAGCAGGCGCACGUGUUAGCUAACGUACAACAACAGUUCGAUGUCUCCAGCGAUGCUGAGGUAAGAUUUACAUUUAUUUAUAAUAACGCCAUGAGAAACAUACAGUACAUUAUCAUAUUUAGGACCUAUAGUAUACAGUACAUUAUUUAGGACCUAUAGUUUGUUACAAAAAAAAAAUACUACAAUGGCCAAUAAAGUUUCUACAAUUACUAUUAUUAGCUAAGUUUAUGAAAACUAGAGUGCCCAAAAUGCGAAAAUUUUGGUACAUUAUCUUGAUAUAAAUUGACAAAUUAUUUCUUUCAACUUUGAUAAUCAUUACUCCUUACGUUUAAAUAUUUUAAUGAUGAAAGUUG